AUUUCCUCUCCACUGUCUGGAACUGAUUGUCCUAAAUAUAUAUUAUAUAUAUAUAUAUAUAUAUAUAUAUAUAUAUAUAUAUAUAUAAUUUUCUGUUUUCACGGACUGUUUUUGUUCAUAAAAAGGACUUCGAGUGUUUUUUAUGAAUAAUCAAAGGCAGCAGAAGCCUACACUAACAGGCCAACGAUUCAAAACACGAAAAAGAGAUGAAAAGGAGAGGUUUGACCCUUCCCAGUUUCAGGAAAGCAUCGUACAAGGUCUGAACCAAACUGGCACAGAUUUGGAAGCUGUCGCAAAGUUCCUUGAUGCCUCUGGUGCCAAGCUUGACUACCGACGCUAUGCCGAGACUUUAUUCGACAUCCUGGUGGCCGGUGGAAUGCUGGCCCCGGGGGGAUCCAUGGCAGAUGACAUGACCCGCACAGAGUUCUGUCUCUUCAAAGCACAAGAGGACAUGGAGACCAUGCAAGCAUAUGCGCAGGUCUUCAAUAAGCUCAUCAGGCGCUACAAAUAUUUGGAAAAAGGAUUUGAAGAGGAGAUCAAAAAGCUUCUGCUGUUUCUCAAGGGCUUCACAGAGUCUGAGCGCAACAAGCUGGCCAUGCUAACAGGGAUUCUGCUGGCUAAUGGCAAUAUCUCUGCGUCCAUUCUAAACAGCCUCUUCAACGAGAACCUGGUCAAAGAAGGUGUUUCAACAUGCUUCGCUGUAAAACUCUUCAAAUCCUGGCUUUCUGAGAAGGACAUCAACUCUGUCGCUGGCAGUCUCCGAAAAGUUGGCAUGGAACACAGGCUCAUGGAGCUCUUCCCUGCCAACAAGCGGAGUUGUGAGCACUUCUCAAAGUACUUCACAGACGCAGGCCUCAAGGAGAUUUCGGACUUUGCCAGAAACCAGCAGUCCAUAGGUGCCCGAAAGGAGCUGCAGAAAGAGCUUGAGGAGCAGAUGUCACGCGGGGACCCCCUCAAAGAUAUCAUCGCCAACAUACGAGAGGAGAUCAAGAAGAACAACAUCUCCGAGCAGAUGAUGAUUGGACUAAUUUGGUCCAGUGUAAUGAGCUCCGUGGAGUGGAACAAGAAGGAGGAGCUAGUCACAGAACAAGCCAUCAAACAUUUAAAGCAAUACAGCCCACUGUUGAAGGCCUUGACAUCCCAGGGUCUCUCUGAACUCACUCUCCUGCUAAAGAUCCAGGAGUACUGCUAUGACAACAUCCAUUUCAUGAAAACCUUCCAGAAAAUAGUUGUUCUACUUUACAAAGCGGAUGUCUUGAGUGAGGAAGCGAUUCUGAAGUGGUAUAAUGACGCCCACUCAGCCAAAGGAAAGAGCGUUUUCCUUGAACAGAUGAAAAAGUUUGUUGAAUGGCUCAAGAGUGCAGAGGAAGAGUCCGAGUCUGAGGAAGAGGAGGCCGACUGAGAAACCUCAAACUACUAUCCUGAUUUUGUAUUUUUACAUCAACAUAGCAUCAGAUGCAAUAGAACCGUUGGUUUUUUUUCUCCCCCAUUUUUCUCUUCUACCUCCUCAUCAAGGGCUUUAAUAGUUGUAGUAAUAAUUGUUUUAAUUUUAGACAUAUUUUUCAGUCUGACUCAAUACUUGUACUCUUCUUUAUACUCCUUCAGGAGCCGGUCACAGUGCCACAUUUAGCUAAAUAGACUGAAACCCCUUUCAUGUAACAAAGGGGGAUUUUUUUUUUAAACGAUUCUCUUUAAAAUUAGCCAGUUUGAAGGCAUAUUUCACAGCUAUAGUAUUUAGUCAUGGAACUCUUGACACUCAAGUUUGCCAGAGGUCCGUCUGUAUAGCCACGAUAUCUCUGCCCUGUUAAAGCCAAAUUUGUCUAACCUAAUUUUACAUUUCUGCCAAUUACGUGACAACUUUGAAUUUGUUUUUAGAUUAUUUUUUAUCAUCGGUGACGGACGAUGCCAUUUUAAAUGGCAAUGGUGACAGUGGCAAUGCCCCCCCAAAAAGGAAUUUUAACAGUUUUGUUCUUCACAUUUUAUGUAACAGAACCAUAAAUGCUUUGCAGUUUGUUUCUGUUUUUUCCUUUGCCACACAGUUUGACUUUUUAAAAGAAAUGGAAAUAAAUGGUUUUCAUUA
This is a messenger RNA of Scomber scombrus (Atlantic mackerel), 2080 nucleotides long. RefSeq names its product eIF5-mimic protein 2-A-like. Lineage: Eukaryota; Metazoa; Chordata; Actinopteri; Scombriformes; Scombridae. Gene Ontology annotation, molecular function: protein binding. The transcript is spliced from 12 exons. The record is from RefSeq and is a predicted model, not a curated record. Gene Ontology annotation, cellular component: membrane; cytoplasm. Bases 143 to 1402 code for a protein of 419 amino acids.